This is a messenger RNA of Symbiodinium necroappetens, 843 nucleotides long. NCBI's taxonomy places the organism in Eukaryota, Dinophyceae, Suessiales, Symbiodiniaceae. The record is from the annotation of a GenBank genome assembly.
GCUGCAAGCCCGGAACAAACCGCAUCCGACGGUGGGGGAGGGCCGGUGCUGCCGGCAGCUGACGGCUUCCACGGGAGCUCCAAGGCGGUCGCGGCCGAAGAGGCGUCCGCCAUUCAGAACCAGGUGCCGAGAGGCCUUCGCUUGUUUGAUCUGCUGCGCCUGGUGAAGGACAACGCAGAGUGGCUUCAAGGCCCCACGGCCCGGGGAACGGGCCGGAAGAACAUGUACGACGUCACUCCCGAGCUCAUCAUCGCACGAUCCCCGGGCCACGAACGGAUCGUAGAGCUGACGGCGGAGGAUGCCGAGAAGAUCACGCAAUCCCUCGCCGGUAGUGAUGACGAACAGUCUCACCGGAUCUUUGUCAAGGGCUCCCUCCAGUGUCGGGAGGGAGCCAAACUUGGAGGGGUCCCUGUGGAGAACCUGGUGAUCCAGGGAAUCCUUUGCGAGGAAGGUGCGCAGCGCCGGGAUUACUGGAACCGUGGCAGUGAUGCUCGGUUGAUGCACAUGGGCAACCCGCAUUACCCGGCAAAUACUUGCGAGGGCAAGUCGCAGGUACGGAGGUUUCGGGGAGGCAGAUGCGACGACUUCUGUCAGGAGCGUCAGGAACUUUGGCGCACCACGGACAGGCACGGACGCCGGCUGUCUCAGGACCCUGGGCAACAUGGAGCCUCAGCAGUCAUGCAAGGGUUUGGCGAUGACAUCAACGGUGGUGUUGGGCAUUUGCAGGAUGUGAUCCCCGAACAGCUGCUCGGGAAGCAGCUCGGCGAGCUGAACGCCCGCCGACAGAAGGAGCGGCUGAAGAAGCCGGGGACGGUCGUGGUCCUGCGCAGCGGCGCACCUUGA